CUUAUUGUUUUGAAAUUUAUUGAGUAACUUUAGCUACCAAUUGUGCCAUAUACAAAGCACCCAAUUGUAGUUUAGUGUGCUUAAUCAAUUCUAAUACUUGUUUGCCAAGUUCAAUUUUGGUUUAGUUGAAAAAGACAUCCACAUCAUAAAAGUAGCCACAUAUUUUCUCCAAUUAACAAAGCUCAGACUCGCAACCUUUUUUGUGAUCGUUGAAAGAGAAGAUGGACCGAGAUGAUGCAGUAUUAUUUGAUGAUGAUGAUAACGAAGAGUUGAGAAAAUCUUAUGAAAGAGUCAGAAAGCUUUCUAAGGAAAAGCAAAAGGGCCUUACCAAAACUUUUCCAGAGUCAAUUGCUUCCCUAAUUAGUGAUUCAACCUUUGAUAAAAAUCCAAUUUCUGUAUCUGGAGAGUCACAAGUUGUCUUCACAGAGAUGGGAGAUUUUGUCUGGGGUCUUCAGUUUGAUAAAUUAAAAGAACAAAAACCUAGUGUUGAUGUGCUGCCAAAACAGGAAGAGGAACCCUCUGUAAAAGAGGAGAAAUCGGAAAUAAUUCCAUAUAAGACGAUACGUGAAGUUCCAAUUGGGAAGGCUUUGUCAGAGGCACUAAGAUUUUUGAGAGAACGAGGUACACUCAAGGAGGGAGAUAUUGAAUUGGCUGGUCGAAACACGGAUAAGAAGAAAAGCAAGCUCGUCGGCGUUCGUGGUGGUGAUGAGGAAGGGGGAAAAGAGAUACACAUUGACAGGACAGAUGAAUUUGGGCGAAAUCUAACUCCAAAGGAGUCUUUUCGGUUGUUUUCACAUCAAUUUCAUGGGAAGGGGCCUGGAAAGAAGAAGCAAGAGAAACGUAUACGGCAACACCAGGAGGAACUGAAGAUGAAAAAUCCAUCACUAUCUGUAGAGAGGAUGACAAAAUCUCAGGCUCAAUUAGGUGGACAUAUUCAACCAGGGCAAAUUAGUGGCAUUAAACGCAAGUCUGAUUCAGGACAAUAUUCGCGCUGCCGUAAAUUCCGUAAUCAGAUCUUGAUUUAUGUAUCAUCAUUCGUUCCUUGUUAUGAAAAAUACUGCACAAGAUGAAGGUCAGUGAUCGGAAUAAUUUUGUUCCCUGUUAUGAUUGCUUAAGCUGUGUUUUAGAUGCUUAACGGUAUUACUGAAUGAUGCAGGGCAUACAUGUCAAGUGUGUAUGUGUGACUGGAAAAGGCCCAUUCUGAGUAAUUCUCAAGUUUUUGUUUCGUAGGUCAUUUGAGUUCUUGUUGAAUUUAUAAGAAUCAAUAUCAGUGUAAUAAGUUUGAAUAUCUUGAAGUAGUUUUAGAUUAUAGCAACAAAUCUGUACUGAAAUCUCUGGUGUAUGCAAUCAAACAUUAAUAGAAAUAACCUAUUUGUACGGUCAAACAACGUUGUCGGAGAGUGAUGUCAUCAAGUGGUAGGCUGUGCUACUACCAGCAAUCGAUUCUUGAAUGUAAGCUCUAAAUGGCAUGUUGAUUGUAUUUAAAAUCAGUUGACAUUGUAUAAUUAAUUCAUAGUGAAGUGUAUUGGG
Messenger RNA from Solanum dulcamara, 1530 nucleotides. Its product is annotated as SART-1 family protein DOT2-like. The transcript is spliced from 2 exons. Lineage: Eukaryota; Viridiplantae; Streptophyta; Magnoliopsida; Solanales; Solanaceae. Gene Ontology annotation, biological process: maturation of 5S rRNA; mRNA cis splicing, via spliceosome. Gene Ontology annotation, cellular component: U4/U6 x U5 tri-snRNP complex. The record is from RefSeq and is a predicted model, not a curated record. Bases 222 to 1070 code for a protein of 282 amino acids.